AUACAUGUAGGUUUUGAUUUGUUAGUAAGAAAAUUGCGAAUUUUUGGGAAUUCUGUCUUAAGCAUUUUGACUGUGAUUGUAAAGCUAAGAUCUGUGUACAUGCACCCUACAAGAAAGCAACAUAAUUAUAUAACUGUACUCUCAUCUCUUUGUGUCCAUAAACCAGGAAAAGGAAAGAGGUCUAAACCAAGGAUGGUGAAUAGAAAACGUACCUCUACACCAGAAAAAUCCGGCUCAUCUGAGAGGGAGGCUUCUCCUGCACAGAAAGGAGGAGCUAAAUCUCCCGGAAGAUCUCGCUCAGGGAGCAGGAAAUUGUCCGGCUCUUUCUCAGGAAAGAAAAAUGACUUGAGAGCUCGUUACUGGAGUUACUUGUUUGAUAACCUGAAAAGGGCUGUGGAUGAAAUUUAUGGCACUUGUGAGGCUGACGAGAGCAUUGUAGAAUGUCAGGAGGUAAUUAUGAUGCUGGAUCAGUGUCGUCGAGACUUCAGUGCUUUGAUCGAAAGAAUAAAUGUGCAGGAUGCAUUUGAAAAAGCUGAUUACAAGGACAGGCCAACAUCUCUGGCAUGGGAAGUGAGAAAAUCUUCCCCAGGGAAGACACUGUUUUCUAGUGCCAAUGCUUUACAGACAUCACUUGAGAGAAACUCAACCAGUCCCGUCCGCUCGUUAGACUUCAGUUCACAAUCUGUUCCGCCAUUAAGUCAGUCACUUAAUCAGUCAGGAAAUUUAGUACCAGUGCAAUCUUGGGCUGACAAAGUGCGAGGGACCACAGCUAGUACAAAUUCUAACAGUGCUCCAUCAAAAACUAUUGAUCUGAAAGGACAAGAAUGUCACAAUGCCAUUCCUGGAUUAAGACGUUUGUCAGGGAAUUUAGAAGACUGUGUUGUUCAAGAUGUUAAUGAUGAUGGUGAUGAUGAAGGGUGGGAAACUGUUCAUCGUGGAAGAAAGAUGCAUAGCAAUCAUGCAAAGAAAGCAAAUAAAACUUCUGAGAAACUUUUGAAUGGAAAAAGGGAAACCAAAUCAAAUGAUUUGAGAAUGCAGGGGGUUACAAAUGGUACAUGCAGUAAUGGUGACGUUGGAAAUCAUAUUGAUGAUAAAGAAGUUUGUACAGAACCUUACCUAAAUCCAGGUGAAGCUUCUCAAGAGUUAUUGGAAAUUGAUAAUGACAAAGAAACGCCUGCUCUUUUUCUUGAUGGCGACGAUGAACAGGAUACGUUAUCAGACAUUGAACAUGAUAAGGCACUGUCAGCGGCAAUGGAGGAAGAAGAGAGUUUGUCAAGACAGAUAGAGGAAUGGCACAACCAAACAAUCGCAUCUGUUAUUGAACACGAGGAACGUUUGACAAAAGAGAUCGCAGAAGAAGAAGAAUUAGUAACAGCAAUAAACGGUGAAAGCGAGAGUCAGACCUCUGAUAUUGAACAAGAGGAAGAUAUUGAAAAUAUAAAGGAUGCGGAGAACUCUUUGAAUUGCAGUGUUACAACAAAUGGAGACAGUAAUUCCCUUGUGAACUCAGGAACCACUCUGACUUGGGAAGAGAUGAUUGCAAAGUAUGAUGGUAAGGGGCUAUAGUAUAAAUAUCUCUUAAGAAGGGUUGACAACAUCUUAGUCAGUGUUCUGUUUUGACAUGUAUAAAAGUUAAUGAAGAAAUAUGAUGAAUUAAUUAACGGUUUCUGAAUACCUUCAGAGGUGUCUCAUGUCCAGGUGAUGUAGUGCAUCCGGUUUAAACUGUAGACACCAAACCCAUGUGUCUAAUUAAAAAGCUUAUAGAACUGGCUAUAUCAAACUAUACCAACAAUUUUGAAAUAAAAUGAAUUGUCAAAUUUUUCACGACGUCAAAGGGAGUUUAUUUGUUUGUCCUGAUAAACUUCUAAAGGUAUACACAAUACAGUGACCUUAAUUAAAGCAGGAAGUAACCAAGCGAGUUGAUUUCAAGAAAUACAAAAUUAAACUUUAAAUAUGUACAUGUGCAUGUUAAUUAUACGGCAAGGUAGUCUUGAGGUAAAUCUGAGGAUUCUGAUUGGUUCUUUCAUGGUCGGGAUUUUGCCUUGCAGACUCUUUCUAAGGCCUACAUGCUAAACUACUUACCAUCCUAGCUUGCUUGAGCCAUGCUGGGGAAUAUUGGCCCUUGGUCUUUUUUGUAUGGACCUCACUGCACUCAGUCCAUACUGCCAUGGCCUUGGGCCAAUAUUCCCCAAUACAGCCCUCUCGCUCAGUUAGUAAGAGGCUAUUAAUAAAUGAACAUAUUAUUACUGCUGGCUGCUA
Molecule: messenger RNA, 2259 nt
Organism: Orbicella faveolata
Lineage: Eukaryota; Metazoa; Cnidaria; Anthozoa; Scleractinia; Merulinidae
Product: S phase cyclin A-associated protein in the endoplasmic reticulum-like
Molecular function (GO): nucleic acid binding; zinc ion binding
Source: RefSeq, a predicted model, not a curated record